UGAACCACCACCACCCGCUUUCCCGACAAAGUGACGUGCUGACUACCUACUUAGUACCUAAACACCCUCACCACCACCGGCCCCUUGCCUCGUCCCCUCCAGCGAGAGGCACGGCUGGCCUCCCCGCGGCACCUCGCGUUGAAAUCGCUGCGUCGGCAUCGAACCCUACUAGGUCGCCCAUCCACCAUGGCCGUCGGACUCAUGGCGCCUCCGACCCGCCACGCCGUUGACGAGGAGGCUCGGGCCGAAGUUGAUGUGCUCAACUCGCGCCUCGACAAGACGACACAGUUGACCAAAAAGAUCCAGGCUUGUCUGGGCCGUCUCGAUGCGUCCGGCCAGAGCGUUCGUGAGGUGGCCGGCCCGCUCAGCGGCGAGACAAAGCGCCUCCAGCUGCUGGGGAACAACGCCGACGCUGUACUUGCCGCCAUCGGCCGGCUUCGACAGUCUGUCGAUAGCAAGGAAGACGAGGAGCAGAUUGUUCGGGCUGGGCCCGAGAAGGUCGGCUUGUCCACCUACCUCGCCUCCAUCAAGCGCCUCAAUAAGUCCCAUGCCGAUAUGCAAGCUUCCAACCUGCGCGCCAAUCACAACGCCAUGGCCGAUUUGACUCGCCUCAUCAAGGCUGGCAACUCUCAGCUCGAAGCCUACUUUGACAGACUGCUCCGGGCAGAAACGCCCCGAACCAUUGAGCCCCUUCACUUCAUCACCAAGGACAAGCAAUUUCCCGUCCUGCACCAAGAUAAGAUCGCCCGCCUGGGCCUGAUACAUUCUUAUCUGUCCUCAAACGGUCAAGGCAUGGGCCACGAUGUCCCUACUGUCAAACUUUAUGCCGACAUUCGCGCCCCCUACCUCUCCACCUCUUUGGCGAAUCUGGCCGCCGCCAGCGUUAGUACUGCCAAAAAGAAAAACCCGGGCGCCAUAUACCGUGCUGGAACCAACGGCAUAGGUACCUACGCGCAGGCCAUGGAGGCCAUGUUCAUGUCAGAGUAUGACAACAUAUGCAGCAUCUUCACGCGUGAUGAUUGGGGCAACGUCUUCCAAUCUACGUGCCAGGCGGCGCUCAACGAACUCGCCCGUACCGUUCGGGAACUGAAUAACCAUAUAAAAGCCCAUCUCACCACAGACUGUUAUCUCGCAUACGAGGUAACCGAAAUCCUAUCAACAAUGUCCGCAAACGUGGGCGGAAGAACUGGCGAACUCAAACCGGCACUGGCUGCUGUUCUGAAGCCUAUUCGCGAGACCGCCAAGUCCUCUCUUUCCGAGCUGCUCGAAGAGACCAGGCGCAAAGUCAGCAGCCUACAGGGAUUGCCUUCUGACGGCGCUCCAACGCCCAUAGUAUCAGAGGUUAUGCAGCGCCUGCAGGCCAUGGUGGAGUUCUUGCGACCAAUUUCAGGCAUCAUGAUCUCUCUAGGUGACGGAGGCUGGAAGGCCAAUACAAGCCAAAGCGGUCGCUCUACAAAUGCAAUCCCCAGCCUAGCUUCCUUCGAUAUUGGCGCGGACGGCGAGGACCUGUUUUCGCGCUACUGCCUGGAUACCAUUGACGCCCUGCUCUCCGCUUUGGACCAGAAAGCACGCGCUGUCCUCCGGGCCAAGUCACUCGUUGGUGUCUUCAUUGCCAACAAUAUCAUCAUCAUCCAGCGAGCCAUUGUAGACUCUGAACUUCACGCCCUGCUGGAGCCGCGGCUUGAUCUGCUCGACCAGUGGCGCAAAAAGGCCACUGCAUCCUACACUGACAUCUGCAAAGAUCUCUCGGUCUAUCUUUUUGAUACCAUUCACACCAACCGUACGCAGCGACCGACAUCCGGACAGGCAGACUCUGCGUCUGUGGUUAAGGGCCUGAGCAGUAAAGACAAGGAUAAGAUCAAAGAGAAGUUUUCCCAGUUCAAUAGCGCCUUUGAUGACAUGGUCUCCAAGCACCGGUCCUACCACAUGGAGCGUGAGGUGCGAUCCAUGUUCGGCGAAGACAUUCGCCAAAAGCUGCAACCGCUGUACGACCGAUUUUGGGACCGGUAUCAUGAAAUUGACAAAGGAAAGGGCAAGUACGUCAAGUACGACAAGUCGGCCAUCGCAGCCGUCUUCCUCAGCCUCUCGUCAUGAGACAGGGUGAGCGUUCGCCAAAUAAUCACAACCCAACGAGUGGUAGAGCGGCCUUCCUUGACGGAACAGGUGGUCAGCACUUGCCUGAAAGUCGCUGCUUCUGUCCUGGAGAGGGCCUGUCGUUUCCCCCCUCAGGCGGCUACUCCAGUCUCGAGCUGUCCACUCUCCGUCUGAUAGCAAACACGGGGUUCCCUCUGCUGAGUGGCUUUCCUCGACGGGGUUGGUUCCUCUCGGCCAUGUAAUUGAGUUGCAGUAGCUGUUAUUUUACGUCACCUUCAAACAACCGGGCUGAGAAACCGGUGUCUUGUACAGCUAAUCUGGCUGAGAGCCGAAGAAAGGGGCCACUUGGCGAGCGGAGCACCACCAUGUGGGCAUUCGUUCACAUGCCGUCCUAUUGCUCGCCCCGUCUGCCGUAAGGAAAAUGAAAUGAACGGGCUAGAUACUGCUGUGUGAGCCAGCUCCACUGCCAAAUACAUGAUCUAACCGCGUCCGUCGUUCCCAGAUGACGUUUCCGGUG
Messenger RNA from Purpureocillium takamizusanense, 2611 nucleotides. It is a transcript of the gene EXO70, whose product is annotated as exocyst complex component exo70. Gene Ontology annotation, molecular function: phosphatidylinositol-4,5-bisphosphate binding. The transcript is spliced from 2 exons. NCBI's taxonomy places the organism in Eukaryota, Fungi, Ascomycota, Sordariomycetes, Hypocreales, Ophiocordycipitaceae. Gene Ontology annotation, biological process: exocytosis. The record is from RefSeq and is a predicted model, not a curated record. Gene Ontology annotation, cellular component: exocyst. Bases 187 to 2094 code for a protein of 635 amino acids.